Messenger RNA from Solanum pennellii, 798 nucleotides. Its product is annotated as chaperonin-like RBCX protein 1, chloroplastic. NCBI's taxonomy places the organism in Eukaryota, Viridiplantae, Streptophyta, Magnoliopsida, Solanales, Solanaceae. Gene Ontology annotation, molecular function: protein folding chaperone. The record is from RefSeq and is a predicted model, not a curated record. Gene Ontology annotation, biological process: ribulose bisphosphate carboxylase complex assembly. Bases 106 to 630 code for a protein of 174 amino acids. The transcript is spliced from 6 exons.
CUUCCUCAGGAUUCAGGACCACUGUGUACUGGCUAUAGAAAAUCAACUCAUUCAACAUGCUUUUAAUACUCUCUGUCUGAUUAGUUACCUAACAAAACAAUAUCAAUGGAAUGCUCAACAGCAAUUGUAUCUUCACAGCUCUCCUUAUUCCCUUCAACACUUCAAAGAGAAAACAGAAAUCAUCUAUUCAAGUCAUCGAAACAGAGAACUUGUCAAUCUACUCGUUUCCACUGUCACAAGAUGUAUGUCCCUGGAUUUGGGACAUCACCAGAAUCCACAGCAGCCCAACAUUUACACCACUUUUUCAAUUUUAUUGCUGUUAAAAUUGUUGCUGCACAGCUUCAGAGCUACAAUCCUGAAGCAUACCAGGAGCUGAGGGAAUUUGUGGAUAAGAAUUCAUUGAGUGAUGGGGAUAAGUUCUGCGCGGAUUUGAUGAGGGAAUCCCCGAGACAUAAAGAUCUAGCUAUGCGCAUUUUAGAGGUUCGAUCAGCAUACUGUAAGGACGACUUUGAGUGGGAUAACUUGAAGCGCCUAGCAUCAAAGAUGGUGGAUGAUUCUAAUAAAAAGCUUAUGACGGAUUAUAUCGUGGAUACUAGCUGCAUUGCAGAUGGAAAGCAGAUAUGCAACUAAUCAAACUCCUUAAAAUUUUAAUCCACUGUGUAUUUAGGAAAACUACAGAAUAUACAUGUGUUUUCACUUAAUUUUGAUAUAUCUGUAUAUAUGCUGUUAUUCCAUUUAGCUGCAAAAUUCAGCCAAAUCUGAGCAAAUAUUGUGUAAUCUGAGCUAUGUGUCCAACUA